Molecule: messenger RNA, 1209 nt
Organism: Ziziphus jujuba (common jujube)
Lineage: Eukaryota; Viridiplantae; Streptophyta; Magnoliopsida; Rosales; Rhamnaceae
Product: phosphoserine phosphatase, chloroplastic
Exons: 8
Coding region: 167-1057 (296 amino acids)
Biological process (GO): L-serine biosynthetic process; dephosphorylation
Cellular component (GO): cytoplasm
Molecular function (GO): magnesium ion binding; L-phosphoserine phosphatase activity
Source: RefSeq, a predicted model, not a curated record
UUUUUUUUUUUUUUUUUUUUGGGGUUUCAAAAUAAAUAAAUAUAAAUAAUAAAAUAAUAAAAGGAUACAGCGGCAAAGUAGUGGGAUCUAAGAAGAAAGCAGAGGAAAAAGGAAAGAAGGUUGCCAAAGUACCGCUUCUAGCCGAAGUUAGUUACUCGAUUAUUCCAUGGAAGGGUUAGUGGGUUCUUCACAAAUCGUCAAAAUUCCUAUUCAUGGUAGAAGAAAUCACCUUCAUUUUGUUCCUACAUUCUCUCUGCAAUUUGCUAGGAGUUCUUAUAAAAGUCAUUUUGGGAUGAAGAAACAACCAAAUUCGUGCAGCCCAAUUGUUGCUUCAGUUCAACCAUUAGAAACAUCGACACCAAGCCGCUUCAAGAACACGCAGCCAUCUAAAGAGGUUCUUGAGUUAUGGAAAAAUGCAAAUGCUGUGUGUUUUGACGUGGAUAGCACAGUGUGCCUGGAUGAGGGUAUUGAUGAACUUGCAGAGUUUUGUGGAGCUGGAAAGGCUGUUGCCGAAUGGACUGCAAGGGCAAUGAGUGGUUCUGUACCUUUUGAGGAUGCCUUGGCCGCCAGACUAGCACUGUUCAAUCCUUCCCUGUCCCAACUCCAGGAUUUUCUCGAAAAGAAGCCUCCAAGCCUUUCUCCUGGAAUAGAUGAAUUAGUGAGGAAGCUGAAAGCUAAUAAUACUGAUGUUUACUUAAUCUCAGGUGGCUUCCGUCAAAUGAUUAAUCCUGUUGCAUCUAUUCUUGGAAUACCACCUGAAAACAUUUUUGCCAAUCAACUACUAUUUGGAGAAUCCGGGGAGUUUCUUGGGUUUGACAAAAACGAACCAACUUCAAGGAGUGGAGGAAAAGCAACUGCAGUGCAACAAAUAAGGAAGGCUCAUUGCUACAAAACACUCAUCAUGAUUGGGGAUGGUGCAACUGAUCUUGAGGCCCGUCAACCAGGAGGUGCUGACUUGUUCAUUUGCUAUGCUGGUGUUCAACUUCGAGCUGCUGUUGCAGCAAAUGCUGAUUGGCUUGUUUUUGGUUUCAGAGACCUGAUAAGUUCCUUGGACUAGAAUAAUAUCUCUUUAAGAUUUAUUUCAUUUUUGGUUCUGUAAUACGUUUUCUGCAAACCAGCAUUCAAUUUGUAAUGUCAUACACGAUGACAUUAUUCUUUAUAAUUGAUAAGGGUAUAAAAACUUAUAUAAGAUGAAUUAGAGUUAAAGUA